AACUCCGCAACUGACCAACACACAUAGCAAGUGUUUCCGCAAAGCUCUCUUUCUAGAUGCCGUCUCGAUGUCCAGACGAAGCUCCAGAGCUGUCCGCUCCAAAACAGGUUGUCAGGGCUGUAGAGAGCGACACGUCAAAUGCGAUGCGGCUUCUGGUGACUGCUCGAGAUGUGUGAAAAGAGGCAUACCAUGUUCACGGCCAUUCGACGUUCGGUAUAGGCACAGCUUUGCGGAAGCCGAAUACGCUUUCUCGACAUCCCAAAUAUGGACUUCUCCAUCUUCGUCUCUGGUAUUUGUUGACGAGAACGCUUGGGCUCCAGGUGAGAUACCCGAGAAACCUCGAGCGACAGAGACCACUGUGGCAGCCCGCAGUAUAGAGACACUCCUUUCCGAAGAGCCUGAUCAGCCGAGGCGGUCGCUAUCGAACACGGGCCGCUCAUACACACCUAAUGAUGAGCUUCAAGUGGCGCCCAUCUGCCCCUGGCCAGAUGACCAAAGCACCACACACGAUCUUACUGGCGUUUCAGACCGUUUCUCGCAUGGCAAUGCUCGCAGUCCGCUGUCAGACCACUUUCCGGGAGAAACGCACCAUGUCCCUGGCCAGCACAAUCUCAGUCCUCGAAAUGGUUCGAAUGGCUUGUAUACACCUCGGCAGACUUGCAUCAGCACUCGAGAAGAGUUGCAUUUGUUCCGGUACUUCGUAUCGACAGUCGCUCGCAAUCUCGACAUAACCGAUCCGGCAUGCCACUUCGCCAACGAAGCACCUCUUCAGGCCCAAAGCAAUCAAGUGCUUGCAUAUGCUCUGUUGGCAGCCUCCGCUCGCCAUCUCAGUCAGACGACUGAGUACUCACCAGUAAUUGCCGACCGCUACUACCAACAGUGUCUCGAGCUGUUGAUACCAUUCCUUGACGACGCCACUGCUGUCUUGAGUGAAAUCCUCCUGUCAACCAUCGUGAUACUGCGGUAUUUGGAAGAGAUUGAUGCGUCUUUGGCCUUCAAUCCAAGCCAUCGCAUAGGUACUCGUGCUUUUAUCAACCUCCAAACCCACAAUUCGGCCACUGAUGAUUUGCGAUCCGCUGCCUUCUGGUUGGGAGUGCGGCAGGAGGUGUAUUAUGCCAUUGCCAAUCAGAAACCUACCAUGCUACAAUUCGAUCGUGAUGAGAGCGAUGCAGAACUUGAGCCUACUCAUGAGGGAGCUUGGGCGAACCGUAUGGUGAUGCAUUGCGUAGGUGUCGUCAACUAUUGCUUCAGUCCGCAGCGACAAGACAUCACCUCAGAGUACGACGUGCUGCUGCAAUACUGCAAAGCUUGGGCAUCAUCAUUGCCUUCUUCUUACCGACCUAUUCUGCACCAGGAUCAAGGACAAGACACUCCUUUCCCAGAUAUUGCUUUUUUAUCUUCUGCUGUGGUCAUAGGGCUGCAGCAUUAUCAUCUUGCUUCCAUGCUGCUAUGUGCGCACGAUCCCAGAAUACCGUGUAUAGGUCUUGCUCGCAUUUCGGCUUCCGAGACUGUAGACGAUGGAUUGAGGAAUCAUGCAAGAAUGGUUUGCGGGCUUUCUGUCAGCAAUGAUGAUGUCGCGCCUGGUUUUGUCAACGCAUCUAUGGCUAUCUCGCUCGCCGGUGGAUUGUUCAAGCAAGAGGAUGAGCGGGAAGCUUGUUUUGGUAUCCUCCGGAAGUGUCAGAAGUUGGGGUGGCCGACGGAGGAGAUAGAGGUACAACUCAGGUCAAGCUGGAGAUGAGUGUAGAGAAUUCCAAGAAGCC
Aureobasidium pullulans EXF-150 is the source of this 1760-nucleotide messenger RNA. RefSeq lists its product as uncharacterized. Gene Ontology annotation, biological process: positive regulation of transcription by RNA polymerase II. The record is from RefSeq and is a predicted model, not a curated record. Gene Ontology annotation, cellular component: nucleus. NCBI's taxonomy places the organism in Eukaryota, Fungi, Ascomycota, Dothideomycetes, Dothideales, Saccotheciaceae. The coding region runs from base 68 to 1738 and encodes 556 amino acids. The transcript is spliced from 4 exons. Gene Ontology annotation, molecular function: zinc ion binding; DNA-binding transcription factor activity, RNA polymerase II-specific; transcription cis-regulatory region binding.